UCUUCUGAUAUUUGCCUUUCUUUUAGCUAAAACCCCUUCCCUUCGUCUCCUUCUCAGAAUGGAAUAUCCGGUGGGGGUCAGAUUCUGUCCUACCGUUGAUGAGAUCUUCGGCCAUUACCUUAGGCUAAAAAAUCUCGGUGGUGACACUAGCCGUGUGGAUGAAGUCAUUAGCACAGUCGAUAUCUAUAGCUUUGAACCCUUUGAACUACCUCGCCACUCGAGGAUGGAAUCGUCAGACCAGGUUUAUUAUUUUUUCGUUCGUAGACAGAACAAAUAUAAGAGAGGCGAGAAACAGAGAAGACAAACCACGUUUGGGUAUUGGAAGAUAACCGGCCAUCCAACGGAGAUCAUGCGAAAGGGAGGAGAUAGCGAGAAGAUUGGUGAGAAAAGGGUUUUAAUGUUUUACGAGAGCGAACCCAAAUCCAAAUCCGAUUGGGUUAUGCACGAAUACAUCGCUACGUUAAUGCCUCCUACUCAUCAGAUGACGACAUAUACAGUGUGUAAAUUAAUGUUUAAGGGUGACCCCAAAGAUUUGCCUACUUCUUCUUCUGCUGCUGCUUCCGUUGGUAGCGGUGAAAUUGAGCAGAAUCACUCUCUCAUCACUCAUAUGAACAAUCCUGGCAGAGGGCUGAGUUCAGAGGGGUCGACGUUUGAAUUACAGAAUCAACGUCAGUUUACUGGCUUUCUUCAUUUGGAGGAAGAAACUCAGAUCGACGAUGCCAUUCGCAGGGUUAUCAACAACCUUUCACCUCAUGAUUUUAACUGUUUACUCAAUAAUGAUAAUGCUGAUGAGGAGGAGGAGCAAGAGACGAUUAUGCUUACGCAAGAGGAUCGCAACGACCACAAACCUAAAAAGUCUCUGACUGGUAUCUUCACUGGUCAUAGCGAUGAUGAUAGUGAUUCUGAUUUGAUCUCUGCAACAACAACAGUUUCCAUCCAAACCUCGAGCACUUGUGAUAGUUUUGGUAGCUCAUAUCCUCGCAUAGACCAAACCACAGACAUGCAAGAAUCUCCUUGCUCAACAAUCGAGUCAGCGUCCGUAACUCAAGAGGUGAGAAAAGCUCUGGGAACCAAUGAUAUUGACACAUCCGAGAAGAAGAUGAAUCCUUAUGAUGAUGAUGCACAAGGAAGUGAGUUCUGUCAAGAGAUUGUGAUCAAGAACAAAAGAGCUGGUUUCAUUUACAGGAUGGUACAAAGAUUCACCAAGAAAAUCAAGCUAUGUUCUUGUGUCUCAAUAGCAUGACUCUCCAAUCGAUGAG
Brassica oleracea var. oleracea is the source of this 1259-nucleotide messenger RNA. Its product is annotated as NAC domain-containing protein 5-like. Bases 59 to 1243 code for a protein of 394 amino acids. Gene Ontology annotation, biological process: regulation of DNA-templated transcription. The transcript has 6 exons. Lineage: Eukaryota; Viridiplantae; Streptophyta; Magnoliopsida; Brassicales; Brassicaceae. Gene Ontology annotation, molecular function: DNA binding. The record is from RefSeq and is a predicted model, not a curated record.